This is a messenger RNA of Aspergillus pseudotamarii, 1019 nucleotides long. Its product is annotated as UDP-glucuronic acid decarboxylase family protein. Gene Ontology annotation, molecular function: NAD+ binding; UDP-glucuronate decarboxylase activity. Gene Ontology annotation, cellular component: cytoplasm. The record is from RefSeq and is a predicted model, not a curated record. Gene Ontology annotation, biological process: D-xylose metabolic process. The coding region runs from base 6 to 1019 and encodes 337 amino acids. NCBI's taxonomy places the organism in Eukaryota, Fungi, Ascomycota, Eurotiomycetes, Eurotiales, Aspergillaceae. The transcript is spliced from 4 exons.
UGAAAAUGCCCGGCCAAGAUUUAUCAGAAGAUAAAAAACUCAAGAUUCUGGUUGCUGGGGCGGCCGGGUUCUUAGGGUCACAUCUUGUAGACCUUUUGCUAGAGAAAGGCCAUGAGGUAAUUGGCCUGGACAACUUCCAAACGGGCUUUCCCAACAACCUAAAACAUUUGGUGUCUAGUACCAAAUUUACCCUUGUCCGCCAUGAUGUGCGAGACUCUUUACCAGUAUUGCCUAUUGUGGACCAGAUAUAUCACCUUGCUUGUCCAGCGAGCCCUAUUCAGUACCAGAAAGACCAUAUUGGCACACUAGAUACCUGCUACCGAGGGACGAAAAGUCUGCUAGAAUUCGCAACAAAGCGCAAGAUCCGAAUUCUAUUCACAAGCACAUCUGAAGUCUACGGAGAUCCCAAGGUCUGUCCCCAACCGGAGACGUACUGGGGGAACGUGAAUCCGUUUGGUCCCCGAUCUUGCUAUGAUGAAGGGAAACGAGUCGGGGAGGCUCUAAUGUAUGGAUAUCGGGAACAGCAAGGGACUGAUAUUCGGAUCGCCCGUAUUUUUAAUACGUACGGACCGCGAAUGGCUGCCUCGGAUGGAAGAGUUGUUUCGUCAUUCAUUGCGAGCGCGUUAUCGGGACAACCAAUCCAGGUGACUGGCGACGGUUCAGCGACACGUUCAUUCCAAUAUGUUAGUGACUGCGCGAACGGCCUGUAUAAGUUGAUGAAUAGCAAUUACGCAAAAGGACCGGUGAACAUAGGGAACGAUAACGAGAAUACCAUAUUACAGUUAGCGGAAAUGGUUGCGGAGCUAGUAGCGAACAUUACUAGUCAGCACCCCAAGGUCAAUAUCACAUUCCUUCCAUCGCCGGUGGAUGAUCCUACUAUUCGACGACCAGACAAUUCUCUAGCGCUGAAAGAGCUGGGGUGGAAACCGAUUAUGUCUCUCGAAGAGGGCCUAAGACACACCAUUCAUUGGCAUAUUGAGGAAAUGAACCGUGGUGGCCACCGUGGAGUGCGGCUGUAA